AAAUCCAUUAAAUUGAAAUUCCAUUUUAUUAUUUUGCACAAUUUUUAUCGAAAGUUUGAAGUUGGGAUCAACUUGGGGAAUUUACUACAUAAAACAACCCCCGCAAGCUUUAGAGUUUCGUUUCGAAGUUCUUUGUUUGAGUCAAGAGAAAAUGGCGACCAGUUUUCCCAAAAUGGCUGACAAUCCUAUGCGGGAGGUUCUCUGUCUCUGGUUGUCGCAGAUCAUAAAAUGAGACAGAGGUUCACGUAGUGCGGUGGAGAGACCACGGAAGCUUCUCUGCGUCGCUACGUUUCCCCCUUUUCCCCUUCACGCAAUCCCUACCACCCCACCGCGACCAUUAUGACAAUCCAUCGAACAGCAGUCGGCUGUCGGUCGCGGUGACAUAAGUUUCGUUCUCGUGAGUGUUUUUACGUUGUAAUCGUCAAGCUCAUCGACACUUCCGUGAUUUAUUCAAUUAUUUGACGUGCGAUGAACAUAAUAAACAAUAGAUAUGACCGUGAACACUAGUUAUUGACGCCAUUGGACCCGAAAAUGUGAGGAACCUCACGUCGAAUUUAUUAUUUGCGUUUUAAUUUUUUUUUGAGGAGAAAAAUUAUUGAAAAAUCAGUGCUUUUUUUAUUUCUUACGAAUGAUAAUUAAUUUUUCUUGAAUAUAAUCAAUAAUAUAUUAUUUUUAACUCUUAGUCAAAAAAUAUUGGAGUGUUCAAGUGGUGAUUGACGAACAUUUGAUCGAAAAUCAGUGAGAUUCUUUGUGAGUGAGAGCCUUUGAAAAACCGUGUUUUCAAAGUAAAAAUAAUUCAAGUGUUUUGAUCCCGAGUUAUUCUGCGAAGGCCUCAACCUAUGGAGCAUUACCUUCUCCUAUAGAAGAAUCCAGCCAAAUUAAUGCUCGAUGGCGCGCGCUGGUACGCAGCGCUGGAGAAAUCCCGCCCCGGAAGGUGACGAUGUUCAACGAUCGAUCGAACUGCUGGACAAGGUGCUCUCCGAGUACGACGAGCACGGUACAGAGAAUAGUGGAGUCAGUGAGAUUGAGACUGGGGGUGAGGAAGGUAGCAGCGCCUCGGGCGUCGGUGAAGCCGUUGAUGAGGGCGACGCCGACGCCGAUGGGGAGGCACGUCGUGGCAGCAGUACUGAGCCAAGCAUCGGCCUCACACCAGACGACGAGAGCCCUUCUCUAGGGCAUCAGUCCGAAGACGACGGCUACAUGAGUAUGAACGGUAGAAAAGCAAAAAUGGCAUUGGUAGUACUUCGUCCCGUGCCGGAUUGCCCCGAGCCCCAGGAGUCAUCAAACACGACGAAUAAUGAGUUUCCACCGCCGCCGGAAGAGGCUGAACGCAUUAUCUCCACACUCCUACCCAUUGUCUCACCGGGCAAUACCUCGAAACGUCGCAGCACCGGUACUAAAAAUUCACGCAGAUGUGACAAACAGGCGGAAGAGUCAAAUCGUAGUCGUCAUCAUCGUGGGUACACCGUGACGAUUCAAACAACUCUCCCAAAAACACGUCGUCGAAAGUUGCACAGCUUAUGGGAACGUGCCUCGUCCUCCGACACUCGUCGCACCUCUGCUUCAAAAUUCUCCAGUCUUCCCCACGACGUUCCCAUCACGUAUGACUGGAUCUUCGCUUCGACUCCCACUUACGUCCCUCCUUCUGCCUUCUCCCAUGAACGACAUCGGAGAAGACGAUCUUCCAACCAUUCUGAUCCUCCAAAUCCCCUGAACCAUCAGAACGAUCACCAAAACGACGUCGGUGAUCACCAGAACGAUCUCAAAGAUCAUCAAAACCCUCGAUCUCCCUCCAAAGAGCAUUCUUCGUACCACACCACCGACGUUCCUCUCCCGAAUCCCUCCCACAAUCCCAAAGAAGACGAUUACGAUGACGAGGAGGAUGAGAACGAAGAAGAAGUUGAUGAAGAUGACGAGGAAAGAGCUGAUGAGGGUGACGAUGAUUCUCGAGUCGAGCAGAAUCACUCGGACUCGAGUUGUGAUGGCAGAUUCUCAAGAAGACGCCGGAGAAAACGAAAGGGAUUGGGUCGUGGUGCAUCGGAGUCCGAGUCCGAGCGUUACUCAAUGCCUAGAUCAUCAUCAGUAUCGGUGGAGCGUUUUUCUAUGCGCGCAAACUGCGACUCUUCCGAUUUUUCUCGCGCUAAUUCCACCUCUAACGAGAGGUUUCACUCGGAUUUUUCGCUUGCCGUUGCCUCGGCCAGCUCCAAUGAUCGAGUCUCUGCACCGACCUCUGAUCCUUUUUCAAUCAGGCAUCUGGAUUUUGCAACUUCGGCUUUCUCUCUAGGAAGAGCUGACUCAUGCUCGGAGAGGUUCUCCGAUGUUUACUCCAAGAAUUCCGACUUUUCGACGAGAAAUUCAACGGACUUCAGAACACAGAGCGAGGAGGAGGAGAGAUUCAGUGACGACUCGCUGGAGGAGAUGCUGAGAACAGUACCACCGCCCCCACCACCUCCACCACCAAUGCCACCACAGCCGAGUGUCUGCAAGAGGCACUCAAUCGCAUGGGAGGUCUCUUUGGAUGAAGAUCCGUUGUAUGCACCGGGGAGUACGAAAGUCGUUGGCAGACGGCGGAGGAGGAGCAGUGAUGUCUCGAGUGUCGGUUCAGUCUCAAAACUUCGAGACUUAGAUUUCGACUGGCAAGAGCCACACCGUCGUUCUACAACCGAUGACGACCUGAUUUCUCCUUACUCCGCGGACUCUUCCACCAACGAGCUUGAUCACCCCCUCUCAAAGCGUGAUUAUCCCACCAAGAAUGGAACCUACGUCAUUAGAGGACGCACCAGAAAGCGCGAGCGCAAGCCCCUCAACAUCUCCCCAGGUGGUACCAAGAGCCGAAAGGAUCCUCCAGAUGGCAGCAUCCUCAAGCGUUACUCUAACACUUUUGAUGACAUCAAGAGUUUGCUGAGGGAGGGCCGAUUGGAGGGCCUGAACGAGCCACCGCCUGACUUUGUACCCCCAGUGCCACCAGAUCUCGUCAGGGUCCUCUCUCUUCCCGCCUUUGACGAUGACAAGUCACCAGAGGACGAUCUCUCUUGUCACUCCAGACGACACCAACAUAAUCUUAAUAAUUUGGAGGAUUAUCUGUCAUCAUCGUCGUCAGCCUCUUCACCACCACCUCCAGCACCCGAUCUCAAGUCCAGGUGUAAUGGUGUCGCCACCAGGGGGUCUCUACCAAUGUCCAAAAGCUUGGACAUUCAGAGUAGCAGACACGAGCCCGAUGACAUCCGAAAAAUUAAUAAAAGAGCUUCAUCCAUUUCCAAGAAGGAUAAUCGUUUUGAACCCUCGAAAAUUCCGGUGAAUGUUCUGAUCGAAGAUCAAAUCGUCAAAAAGGCAUUGAAUGAGAAUCGGCGACAGCUGGAGAAGGUCAGUGAUGCGAUCAAAGAGAUUGAGAGUGUGAAGAAUAGCGAGAAUUUUGUUGACGCCAAGAGGAGAAGUGGGAGGAGGGAUGAAGAGGAGGAGGAGGAUGCGGGAGAGACUGGGGAGGAUGAAUUUGAUGGGAGGAGGGAGAGGCUCGAGGAAAUCGUUUAUGGAUCGGGCAGGAGACUCAAGGAGGUAGAGGCGCUAGGAAAGAAUGAUCAGAGGCAGAUCGAAAAUGUCAUUGAUGCCAUUUUGGAAGACUCAAAAAAUCCGGAUUUCCAGGUUAGCGUCGAAGUCCUGGAAUUCCCUCCACUCCCGCCCUCUCCGGUGGAAGAGGCUGACGAGGAGUCUUCGGACAUUGCAAUCCCUCCAGUGGUGAUCACUAGCCACUACGGAUCCCACAGAACGCGCCCAACUCGAACGAUUGAGUACAGACCACGAGUACCCCCACAUCGAACAGCACUGGACUUAAAGGAUCACAGAACAUCUUUGGACACAACUAGAUCUAUGGAUGCUGGCUAUACCAGGGGUAGGAGGACACCUACAGUUCAAUCGAACUCCAGACGAGACGUUCCUGUGGAGAGACGAACACUUCCCACUGAUCUUCCAGGCCCAUCUCGGCGAAGAACAUCGACCAGGGCCUCACCCUCUGGUGAUAAUCCCAUGGGGACUCCACUCAUGGGCACAAUUGCACCACCAAGCAACUCCGGAAUGCAAACAUCAUGUUCACUACCUGAAACUCCAGUUUUCGCUCGGGGCAGUGACAUCACCAGGACCCCACAGCAUACUUCAGGGAAUACUUUGUCAACGACAACUUCAACAAAUUCAACGGCUGCAACCCAGCCCAGGAGACAACCCGGAUGGUAUGCACCCACUACUGCCACCACCGGAGGGUACAGACGGAACAAUCCAGGCCUGGAACAAGCGAUAAUUGGUACCGAACUACUUCGCCUAGCUGGUGGACCAAAUCGUGGAUGGUAUCCAACUCGUAGAGCUGGUAAUCAACCACGUCCAGCGUCAAUAGAACACUUAGAGCGUCUUAACAGUGCCUACGAGUCUCGUCUACCAACAACUGGAGAACAGAGGAAACCACUGACACUACCAACUAACAUCACGCCCAACAAAUACUUCGGUCAAAGAAGUGGAAAGGAGGCCAAGGGGUCAGGCAAGGACAAUGUAUUUCCAUCAGGUCCUUACUCCGGUGGCGAGCCAAGCGAUGCACCAAAGAAAAAGGGUUUCUUCAAGAACUUUUGGAAGCGUUCACGCCACUACUCCCUCGAGAAUCAAUAGCCCCGGUGUUACGUCUCGAUGGCAGCUAGAGCCAACCGAAACGACACGUCUUCAUCACGUCGUCAAUCCAAUAACACUAAAAAUAAUCAACGCAAUCACAAUAAUAAUAAUCAGCAGCUACAAUUAACGACUGCCAGUAUCAUUGAAAAUCCAUGCUGCUGCAUUGCCCAGUGACUUCGGAUACAUGUGAUUACGUUUAUCAGUUUGAGUUAUCAGAGGAACAGACGGAAAAAAAUCAAACUGUUCCAGAAUUAAAUGGAAAUUGUUUCUGUUUACCAUUUUGCACCUAGAGAGUAUCGCUGGCUUUAAGGGACUUCGAGGAAGUUUAAAUCGUCUCAGAGUGCCCUGUCAUGGCCGAACAAAGGGGAAGAGAAGAUAAAUUCUCAAAGGAGCCGAGAAAAAAAAUGUCGAAUUCUUUAUCGGAGCGCAAAAGAAAAAAGAAGAGUUUUAGACCGGAAAGUGGUGUGUGAGUGUAACUGUGCGUGUGUUCUAUGUGUGUAUGUUGGUUGAUACUGGCCCGAGGCACUUCUAGAUAAAACUUCAAAAAUUCUCCCCUCUCUCGAGACAAUUAAAACAAUUUUCUUAAUAACUACAAAUCCCCAAAAAACCGACAAUUAAACGAAAUUAACCAUUAAAUAAACAAUGAGUGAUUCUAAAUAGUGAUAAUUCUCUUAACGAUUAAUUGAAAACUGUACUCCAUUGAUAAUUAAUUAAUGCAUUAAUAUAUGAAAUCAUUAGAGAAUAAAUCGAUACUUAAAUUAAUUUAUUCAGUCUCAGGACCAUUGACGAGACUAUUGAGGAUACGAGGAGGAGAUAUUUUUUCAUUAUGAGAAUUAAAAGAAGAAGAAAGGGGGAAUUAUUGAUGAGCAAUCGUGUUGUAUUGAUUAAAUAAGAAUGUUAUCAUGCACUAAUACUAGUCGAAACAAGAUGCAAUAUAUUUAUCCGCCUUUGCUGCAGAAGUAAUGAUCGAGGAAUAAUAAUUAAUUAAUUAAUAACUAAAUAAAUUAAGUACUGAGUGGAAAAACUGUGAGAUAUAGGUUUUUGUUUUUUUUUUUUUCAGGAUAUCCAAGUACAUUGAUCCUGACUUCCCAAGAGAAAUUGAAUGACUUUACUGUCAGAACUUUUUAAUAAAUCUUAUUUUAAAUCUCGCUGAAUCAUUUAUGUGUCAUUUUUUAAUCCGAAAAAAGGCAGUUCACUUUUUUUCUCGAUUUGUUCUGGAUAGUAACAAAUUUAUCAAGACUUGGAUAUUCUUAUGGAAAGGUUGUAAUUCAAUUAAUGACUAAUUAAGUGUAAUUAGGGGGCUGUGGAAGGUGUAAGCUGUAUACUUUUGUUGUUUUUAAGGGAUAACAACGACACUGUUGUUUAUCACUGGUCGUUGCUGACGUUACAAUCAUUGAUUCUGGAAAUUGAAGGAAAAUUCAGAGAAAUUUUCAAAUUUUCUCGCGCAUGAUGAAUUUUGAAUCAAUGUUUCGCGGGAAAUAUUGAAUUUUCUUUAUUUUUCACUCAAGAACGGAAUUUUACCGUUGUGGAUAUGUGUACAUGAAGGUGGUAGAGAUAAGUAAUAGCCGAUGGUUAUGCCGCAGCAUUGAGAGAAGGCAUUCUUCGCACGUUCCCCGUUUUUUUGUUGUUGUACAAGUGUGAUAGCUUCUGUGUGAUUGUGUGAAUGAGGAAAGUGAGUGGCUCAAUGGGAAUAAUGGGUCGAGGAUUUUUCCGGCAUUUUACGGGCUUAAAUAGGGUUUGAGGAUGGUAAAAUUAUAACAUACCAAUAUUCCAAAAUUUUUUGAACAAUCGACCUCGACGAAGAGGAAGUCAUUGCCCGAUAACGCGAAUUCGUGGGAAAAUAAAUGAGGUAUAGGGAACACCGCGCUACAAAUGUCAAAAUCUUCGGAAAAAUCACCAAUCCAUCGAGAUACGCAAUAAAUCAUUCCAUUUAAUUCUUAUUGAAUCACUCAAUAUUAUUUUAAAUACCCGGAGGUAUUAACUAACUAAAUUAACUACAUAUUUGAAAGAAGCAAUGAGAGACAACCCUAUUCUAAGAACAACUUCAAUAAUGAGGAAGAAAAAUGAAUAAAUAAUAUUGCUAGUAUUAACAAACAAUUGUGGAUACCCGACCCAAGUACCGAACUACAUGCCUUAACUGUAGAGAAAUAAAAAAAAUGUGAAAAAAGGAAGGAAAAAAAAUUGAUAGAGGUUCGAGAGUUAAUAAUUAUUUAUGUAACGAUUGAAAUUGACUAAUGAUCCUGGCGCACAUUUUCUCGUCUUCGACCCUCACGACAAUUAGAUGGAAAAAAUGAAAUGGAGUCGGUAAAUGAUAAACAUAAGAGUAAAAAUUGAAGAAAACUUCAAUUACGCGAAAGGAGAGAUUUUUUUAUCUUUUGUGAGCUGUGUUAAUUAGUGAGUAGAAUCAUGUUUUUUAUCUCUGAUCGAAAAAUAUAAUUCAUUGAUUGAUUAUGACGGAUUAAUUAUUUCGGCAGUAUAUUAUUAUCAGCGGAUAGUUCAUAAGAUCAAGGGUGACAAAUGACUCUUUCCAACCCCUCCUACUUCUUGUUUGAAAUUCAGGAGUCCUCUGAAUAAUUACCCUGAUAGAUAAACAAAAUAUCUCGUUGCCUGAACUAAUAAUUCUACCCACAAUCAAUCAACGAUUACCAAGACAUACUAAUUAAUAAUAAAACGUUUCUCGAAGUAUUUUGUGUAUAAACAAUAAAAUAAUCAAUGAAUUGUCAUGAAAAAAUUAUCAACAACCAUUUAUCAAUUUCCAUUGAUCAACUCGCAAUUGAUUGAUUCCAUCAAUCACUCACUCGUACUUAAGACUAAAGCAUUGUAAAUAAACCAAAUCAAUUAAUUUAGUAAUUUUUUAUGUUCAUUGUAAUCACGGUGAGUUAAUUCCCUCCAUCACAAAUAUUAAAAUCAUCAAAUCAAUUAAUUAGAAUUCAUCACGAGUCACCACCAAUGAUUAAGUACAAAAUCGAGUGAAGAAUUGGAUUUAUUUGCUUAUGAAAUAAGUAAUUUCAUAAUCUAAUUAAUUUAAAUUAAUAACAUUCAACAUCGACUUGAUACUUAUGGAUCAUCAAUCACGAAUAUUUCAUCAAUAAUCAUUAUUAGCAUAGUAAUUCGUCAAUAAUGAAUUUAAUUAAUUAAUUAAUUGUAUUUAUUCAUAACUAAAUGAAUUCAAUUUAAUGAUCAACAUCAUGAAGAGUUGUGAUGAGUGGGGAAUUUUUUUUUACAAUUAAAGAUGAGACGGGAAAUUAACUGAUGAAACGUAAAACUGUAAAGAUGAAUGAUCAUUUGAUGAUAAUCACCACCGAUGAUGUUAAGAUUUAAUCAUUAAUUAGGAUGGAUUGAAUGAUUAAUGCAAUGUACUGACCCCUCAUGCGAUGGAUUUGUAAGCCAAAGUAAUGUUAUAAGAGGAAGAUAAUUGUAGCGUUUAACAAAAUGCGAAAUAUACAUAUAUGGUAUUCAUUUUGUUGACUUAAUUAGUGAGACUAAUCAUGUGUUUUAUAUCUGGCUUGGAAAAUUUAUUGAUUAUGGCACGAUUAAUUAAUUCAACGCUCAUGACAUCGGUUACGAGGGUCCAAAUCCCUUAUUUGAUCGUGUCAUAGUUCUUUUCAUCCAUAAAAAAUCAAGAACAAGGGCGGCCCCCACAUUUAUAUACCAACAUGCAUUUAUCCAUAUCUGCAUGCGGACAAUGUCUAAAAGUCACACAUUCAAAUUUUUGCGGGCUAUAUUUAGUGACUGCUUCAAAGUAUUGCAAAUAUAAAUGUUAGAAAUCAGUAUUUCAAUACGUACCUCACUCAGCUGUAGAAAAAAUCCCCGAAAAAUAUGAAGUUAUGAAAUUAUUUUUUAUUUCGGUUUUCUUUUAUGACAUCACGGGUAAAUGCAGUGAAAUGACUUGAAAAACAAAUUUACAUCACUUUAUACAAAUUUAUUACUCUCUUAAAGACAAUCUUACGGUGAUGUAUGCAAAAAAAACGCCUUACGAAGAACAUAUCGUUUCACAGAGUUACAUCUAAUAUCGGUCAAAAUUUCAAUUCACCUUUCAAAUUCACGCUUUAAAAAAAUCUGAUGAUGAUAUUUAAAAUGGUUCUCUCCAACUCCUCCAAUUCUCACCAUCGUCAAAACGUCCACUCAAUCCCAAGAUCACUGUGUUUAUUACUUGUAUUCCAUUACUUUAAUUAUUUUUUCAAUUUAUAAAAAAAAUUCUUCCUUUUGGAAGCAGAAACAAGAAAAAUGUAAUUUUCUUCGUCGCAGUUCCAGGUGGAGGUGGAGGUAAAUAGAAAGCAGAUUCUGGAGUCUUGUUGAGGGACCUGCGACACUUGACGGGACUGGAAAUAAACAAUUAAUCACUAAAUUAAUCAGGUCUAAGGAUUUUGUGAAGCCCAUAAUUAGCGAAAUCAACAAAAAUUGCAAAAAAACAAAUAGUUCGAGAAAUUAGAGCGUUAUUUUUUUACAAUUAUUAUUUCAAUUUUAUUUCCUUCCUUUUAUCAAUAAAAAUCGUUACAUAGUUUAGGUAGUUUGUUCUGUAUCCUUCAUUAAAUUUAAUUAAAAACAUAUCCAUCAGAUCCAUUCGUCAUGGGCGCUUGGCACAUUGAAAAAUAUUCCAUUGACAAGCAGCCACCGAAAAACGUUUUGCAUUAAUUAGUGGUUUAAUUACUUAAGUUAUAAAUAGUUACUAGCGAGGAUUAGCAGUUUUAGCGAAGAGGUGGUAAGUAGUAAUUAGCAAUUAGCAGUACAGAAAUACAAUAAUUAUUAUUACUUAUUUUCUUACUCAUUUUCAUUCAUUUCAUUUUUUGUAGCUGUGGCUGAGUUAUAUGCAUUGGUGUAUUUAUAAUUUCAUAAGUGAUAUCGAUGAGUCCCUGACGUACACAGAUACGUAGUUAAUUUCUAAUUAAAUGGAAUGAAAUCAUGAAAACAAAGAGCAAGAUUAUUUGAAAAUCACUCAUGUGAAAAUUGAAUGACAAAUUUGUUAGUGAAAACGAAAAUAUCUCGACGGGAAAUCAUUGCAUGAGUAUAACUGCUUGAGAUACUGCCUUUUGAAAAGUUUGAUGAUUCCUUUUAAUGACAGAAAUAUUCUCCGGUGGUGUUCCCCCAUCUCAUCGACGAUUAAAUCCAAAAGAAACGAAAAGAAAAAAAAUGUCACGACUAGGCAUUGCGGUUUAGUUAUCACGUCAAAAGCGGAGUGAACGGGUCUCUCGAGGCGUUUUGUAGUUCUCUGUCAUUCAAGGCAACGGGAAAAAUCCCUAAAAGGCGAACAACUCCAAUGGUUUGAAAUAAAAUGGCAGAAAAAAAGAGGAAAUUGUGUCGUUUAUUUGACACACUUUGCCAUUAGUUUGUGUCCUGGACUCAUUCAACUCCACGAAUGACAAUUUGCUGAGGAAAAAAGAGUCAUUCGAUCGUUGGAAAUAUUCGUUUGGACGUGAAACUAGAAUUUUUAAAUCAUUUCAUAAGAUGACUUUAUGAGUUUCCAAUUUUUUUCCUCAAAAAAAAUUCGCCAAUUAAAUUUGUUUAUUUUGAUUGAUUAAUCAAGCUCAUCGUAUGAGGUCUCGUCAAUAAAAUCAAUUCUAUAUGAAGAAAUUCAUUUGUUUUUUUAAGGCGUUCCCAAUUAUUAAAUUACUCGUUCAAUUGUAUUCACAUCCAAAUGAAAAUUUCCCUAGUAUCCAAAUGUAUAAUUUUCCAUUCCUCACUCCCUUUUCCCCUAAAAAAAGUGAAGAUCCUUUUACAACAGCAACGCAACCCAUACAACACCUCCAGACCUUAUAAUACACUCUAUCCUCAACGAAAAAAAAACACGUCAAUUAUUCAUAAUAGCAAAUGUUUAUUCUUCAUUUAAUUACUUCCACACCUCAAUAAAAAAAAUGUCGCGCCCAAUAAACUGUUAUUACUCAUUACUUCAUUAUCAAUCAUCAUUUCCAUUAAUCUCUUAUCAAUUAGUAUAUCCCAUUGUCAAUAAAAAUCUCAGCAGUUAUGACACAUUGCUCCUUUUUUCAUCUAUCUUAUUACAAUUAGCAAAUAUUAAGACAGUAAAUAGCUAAAAGGGACCAUGUAUUUUCUCAAUUUACCUCGUUCUAUUAUUCCUCCAUUUUUCUUUCUUAAUGCUUUUACGAACGAGAUGUAGAGCCUAACGAUCAUGGGACGCCAUUACCAAAUGAUUUGUUCCAUUUCUAUAUGUUUGAAAUCGGUAAGCGCGUUAUCAUCCAGUGAAGUAAGAAGAUAACGA
Messenger RNA from Diachasmimorpha longicaudata, 10861 nucleotides. RefSeq names its product zinc finger CCCH domain-containing protein 18. The coding region runs from base 889 to 4647 and encodes 1252 amino acids. NCBI's taxonomy places the organism in Eukaryota, Metazoa, Arthropoda, Insecta, Hymenoptera, Braconidae. The record is from RefSeq and is a predicted model, not a curated record. The transcript is spliced from 12 exons.